AUGAUGCAUGAAGAUGUUGAUGAUGAUGAAGAGGAAGUAAUACUUGAUCGCCGAACAUUAAUUCAUCCAGCGAACGACAUUCAUUCGUCGAGCAAUUCAGGACCCAUACUUCUUGGUGUCAAUCGAUUUAACAUCAAAGUCUACGAUGACCCGGUCAAACUACCUCAAGCCAAAGUUAUUCUUCUAGCAGCAACUUCCGUUGUGAUUGGCAUGUUCACCGGAUUACUAGGACCAACAUUUCCUUUUCUAUCACAACGUAUGCCAGCUGAUCUGUCCGCAGUCGUUUGGUUAAUUGCACUGAAAGCAAUCGGAUUUCUAAUCGGAACGAUUCUAAGUAGUUAUCUAUAUGUUUGGUUUAAUGUGUGUUGUUUACUCGGUCUCUCAUGCCUAGCAAUCAGUUUUGGUGUUUGUUCGCUUCCACUCAUCACUGAUCUAGCUACAUUUUACUUAACUUCGCUUUUACUUGGUAUUGGCCUAGCCAUAUCGUAUAAUGGUAUCGAUGUACUAUAUAAUCGUGUUUGGAGUCGGCCAUCAUUACCAUCUGUGCGAUGGUUGCAUCUAUUGGUAGCUGUUGGUGCUAUUCUAUCAACAGUGAUGUUGUUUCCGUCGACCAUUUCGAACGAUAACGAAAUCUCUUCGUCAACUUCAACAACCCUUACUCCAUCAUAUCGGCCUCGUCGAGAAGCUUUCAAUGAAAUAUCAUCCCUUCUUGCUUCCAUGAAACCAUUAGAUACUGAUAAUAAUAUUCAAAGCGUGAUGAAUGGAUCGAAUUUGAUGAAUCAAUCAGAUACUACAGAAGAAAGCUUGUCAACCAGAACGACUAGUGUACCAGAAAAAGUCAUUACAAAGCCAUCGAUUGUUGACUCAGCCAUACUGAAGCAGUCACACGUUGAUAAACCGACACCUGAAGUCGAUUCAUCAGGAACAAAGAAGACAUGUGUGAAAACAUUCUGUUGUUAUCAUCGUAAUGAUACUAAUCUUAAUGCAAGUCAACCGACCAACAAUAUUCUAUUUACGUGCAAAGAAAAAGAUGAUCAUCUGUCGAAGGAGUGCAACAAUAUUUUGUCAGUGUGUUCAGCGUCAUCAUCACAAAAAUGUGUGAUUGAAAACACGAAUAUCCGGUGUCGAAUCGAUCAAAUAUGUACAAACGACAAGAAUCUAGAAUGUUCAAUACCACUCAUCGAAACUGCGAUCAGUGCAAAUACAACAACAACAGUACUUACUACAUAUCCAUCAACUAUAGUAACAACUCCAUCUACAACAGUUACUACUACUUCAACAACUACGACUACAGCAACCACUACCACCACCCAAGCUAUCACCACUAUUCUCACAACAACCAGUACAACAACAACAUCUUCUCCGACGACAACGACAACAACAACAACAACAACAACCACAUCUCGUCGUAGCAAACCAUCUGUAGCUCAAUCAGAUAUCGAUGAUCUCUCGGAAAAUUUAUUCUACAAAAAACUCCGUUCAUUUUUUCAAUCGAUCACUUUAGUCCAUUUAAUUUAUUUAUUUGUUGCAUUUGCAUUUUUUCUUUUGGGAGUCUUCUACUCAACAUUAGCUAUGCGUGGCGAAGGAAUUCAAGCAUCCUCAUCGAAGCCCACUCGAUUGAAUCCUCUAGCAUUACUCCUCGGCAAUUCUCACCGCAUAACAACGAAUUCUCAAACCUACUUAUCCUUACUAUCCGAUCGGUCUUCAUUAAAAUUCGUCUUUCUUCUCCUUGCAUUCUAUUUCCUUAUGGCUGGUAUCGAAAGUUCCUGUACUUAUUUAACUUAUCUGCUUGGCAUUCAAUUAAAAUUUAGCAAACAUCAAAGUUUAUUGAUUGAAUUUUUAUUUUUCGUCGGACUUCUUUUCGGGCGUUUAAUCGAUGUUCUGAUGGAUUAUGGUUGUUUCCUAUUCAGCACUCGAAUCACUACUCGAACAAAGAAACAAUCCGAUCGAUUUCAUUUGAUAUCAAUCAAAUUUUGUAUACUUAUUCGUUUAAUUCUGUUAGCUAUUCUAUGUUCAACGUUAAGUUUUUCCAAUUUAUUUCAAGAAAAUUCUUCGAAUCCACCGAUACAUAUGUUCUACUUCGUCUUCUUCCUCGUCGGUGUAUUGAUUGCGUCCAUACCGAUAUUAAUCUUAGUUUGGAUCGAACGUGAUUUAAGCCUUAACGAAUCCUUAGUUCAAAUGAUCUUCAUUGCGAUUACAAUCAGUGAAAUCAUCUUCCCAUCGUUUCUCUUUCACAUUAUCAAAAGCAACGUUCGAUCGUAUUUAUUUUAUUUAUUUCUUGGUUCAUCUGUAUUGUUGAUCUUGUUUGUAUUUAUUCUAUUCAUAAGUAAACAAUGGCAAAGAAAGAAAUUAUAUCGAAUAUUGCCGACAAGUUUAGCUAUGGAUGAAAUCGACAUUGAGAAUCAUUCGGAUGGUGGCGAAGUCGACGGCGAAGAAGAAGAACAACACUACCACCAGCAACCAAACGAGAAUUAUGUACGAAACGGCCGAAUGAAUUACAAUGAAUCAAAAUUUGCAUUUGAUAAUGAACGAGCAAAGGGAUUAAAAGGACAUUGA
Molecule: messenger RNA, 2556 nt
Organism: Adineta ricciae
Lineage: Eukaryota; Metazoa; Rotifera; Eurotatoria; Adinetida; Adinetidae
Source: the annotation of a GenBank genome assembly